Messenger RNA from Peronospora matthiolae, 114 nucleotides. Lineage: Eukaryota; Oomycota; Peronosporomycetes; Peronosporales; Peronosporaceae. The record is from the annotation of a GenBank genome assembly.
AUGGAAAGUCGUCAGUUGAAGACGUCGACAGGAUCGAACAAGUUCCACUCGAGCGAAUGCCUCCCCAAAUCCUACGUCAUCGAAGACUACUCGGGCGAUGAGGGCAAUCCGUGA